Messenger RNA from Ylistrum balloti, 1795 nucleotides. Its product is annotated as dynein light chain Tctex-type 1. Gene Ontology annotation, molecular function: dynein intermediate chain binding. NCBI's taxonomy places the organism in Eukaryota, Metazoa, Mollusca, Bivalvia, Pectinida, Pectinidae. Gene Ontology annotation, biological process: microtubule-based movement. Bases 75 to 416 code for a protein of 113 amino acids. The transcript is spliced from 5 exons. Gene Ontology annotation, cellular component: cytoplasm; cytoplasmic dynein complex. The record is from RefSeq and is a predicted model, not a curated record.
GUCAACGAGACCAGCAAGAUUGUUCCUGUCACCCAUCUCGAAUAUUAAGCAAUUUUGUUGAACCCACUGUCAAAAUGGAUGAGUUUCAGACUGGAGAAGAGACUGCGUUUGUAACAGAUGAAGUAACAAACAUAAUCAAAGAGUCCAUUGAGGGUGCAAUAGGUGGCAAUGCUUACCAGCAUAACAAAGUCAACCAGUGGACUUCCAAUGUUGUGGAGCAGUGUCUGAACCAGCUUACCAAAUUAGGGAAGCCAUUUAAAUAUAUUGUGACAUGUGUUAUAAUGCAGAAAAAUGGUGCUGGAUUACAUACAGCAAGCUCAUGCUUUUGGGAUAAUACGACAGAUGGGAGCUGUACUGUGAGAUGGGAGAACAAGACCAUGUACUGUAUCGUCAGUGUGUUUGGUUUGGCCAUAUAACUACUCUACAAACAGACAUCUUAUUUGGUGUUUUAAAAGACGUUUGACAGUGAUCAGAGCUAUUCUAUGUGUACACGGGACAGGAGGUUAUCUGUGUAUUUAUGGAAUAUGUAGCACACCACCAAGAUCACAUUUGGAUUAUGUUAAAACUUUCGAUAUUUAUCAACAUGGUUGGUUGUUUUGACCAAACUGAUGACAUUUUAUGUGCCAGUUAUCUCAAACUGACACAAAUUCCAAUUUUUCUGUCGAGUACAAGUAUUAUAAGCCAAUUGUGGAAGAUUUUUUGACAUUAUCAAAGUCAUCAGUGAGCAGUAUCAGGAAAGAAUGAUCAAUGGUACUUGGUUACUGAUCAGAAAAGAUAUUUAUUUGAUCUUGUUUUUGUCUGGAUAAUUUUUUUCACUAAUUCGUUUCAGGUUAUAUUGGCUGUCAUGUAAAAAUAAAAUAAUUAGUAUGGUAAAUGAUUUUUUAGAACUGUCCAAAAAAAAAAAGAAAAUCCUGCUGACACAGUUUUCAUAUCAAUAGUUAACUGACAUUUCUCAUAUAAUCAUCCAUGAGUUUUAGCUGUCAUUGAUUUUAUUUUUCUCAAAUGAUGAGAAGUUUCAGUUCAUUGAUGAAAUAAAUCAGUUUAAAAGACAACAAUGCAACUUUUCUUUGUUUAACAGUGCUAACCAAAACGAAAAUAUUUACAUAACAACACACAGAGUUUCUCAUGGUUCAUGAACUAAAACCUCCGUUUAUAUUUUAGUUUUUUUGGUACCACUUCUCUUCUACUUUCCUCCUUAAAGCUAUCAUUAGUAUCGCCAUAGCUAGUUCUGUAUUGUCAGGUGAUAGACAAAUAUCACGGUUGAAAUAUUUAUUAUUCUAGACAGGCUGAGUAAUGAUAGAUAAAAAAGAUCUAGUUUUCAUAUUGUUUUAAUAAAAUUUCUUAAGUACUGUAGCAAUUCCACUUGAAAUCAUGUACUAUGAAUAAUAUAUGCCUGUAAUUAUACUAUUAUAUAACACUGUGUUUUUAAAUGUUUAAGUUAUUGCACUUUUCAUAUAUUCCCAUUUUAGAUUGAAGCCUUGCAUUAAUGAGAAUCAAACUCCCAAAAUAAUUUGGUGCGUUGCUAUAUGGUAUAUGUUGAAUAAAUUUCUAUCUAAUUCUUGUGAGAUGUAGGAUAUAUAGGACUUUGGCAAGUUUGUGUAAUCUUUUCAGGAACGAUUUUUGAGAAAAUAGCUGUUCUGUGAAUAUUCUGUAUAUUGGAUAAAAUUUGGACCAUCAGUUUGAAGUCAUGAUAUCACGCCUGUAAGGGUGUGAUAUACAGUCCUGUAAAUAGCUAGAAUACAGCCUCUGUUGUAUUUAUUGACAAAAUUAAACAAUAAAUUGUGUUCAAAUACAA